AUGUCGACGACAGCGAAGCCGGUGAGCAAGAGCAAGAUCAACAAGCUGCCUCAGAACAAGGCCAAGAGGGGUAUAUUCAGCAACGCCAAUGCAGGGAGCAGCGGAGGGCCCGAAGUCGACGUGAAGGCAUGGAAGGCUGCACAGAAGGCUGCGGCGUCGGGAUCGAAGGGAGCAGAGGAAGAGGAGGAGAAGAAAAAGCAGGAGAGGACGAAGCGAUUUGCGGUAGCGUCAGAAGUUGCUGCCGCGUGUGAGAGCAGCGCCAAACAAGCGCUCAAGGCUGUGGAGGGCGUCGGUGGGAAGAAGGAGGAAGUGGUGAAAGGAUACGUCAACCAGGGGGCCAAGAAAGGAGCGCAGGGUGCUGAGAGCACAACGAAGCAGCAGGGCGCCGAGAGCGUAGAGGGAGUAGCUGGGGUGACAAAGAUCAGGGACACAACGAAGAAGCCGCGGCAGCUGCUGUCUGAGUUCUGCCAGAAGCAGAAGCUAGGAAAGCCUUCAAUCGUCACCUUGCAGGACAAGAACGGGUUCAAGGCCAAGUUCAUUCUCCACAAGGACGGCGGCGAUCCCCAGGUCAGAGUCACCGACCGAAGCUAUGCUACGGCACAGGAGGCGCAGGAGGCGGCGGCCGUGUGGGGACUGUACUGCACGGCAGGAGACCGGAGGAUGGACAGGAUCAUGGGUGCCGAGUACGCGGCUCUGUGGAAGGAGGUGGAGGCUGCGGAAGCGGAGUCGAAGAGGAGGGCGGAGAUGGCGGCGAAGAGGAAGGAGAACGAGAAGAAGAGGGAAAACUCGGCGAGCAAGGACAAGUUCAUGCCCUUGUACAUCUCAUCUGCACUCCUCACGAAGCUGGAGAACGUGCUGAGGUCGGCGGUUAGCAGCUUCUUCCCCUCGCAAGGAUCGGGAAAGGGAGGAUGCGGGGAGGAGGAGAGGAGCAAGGUGCUAGCCCUUGGAUUCGCGCAGGAGCAGGUGGAUCGAGCAAUGAGGGCGUGCGGAGAAGGAGGAGCGGAGCUGAUGAUAGACUGGCUGUGCCUUCACGAGGAUGAGGGGAAACUCCCCGAGGGCCUGCGGACCAAGGGAGGGAACAUGCCGUUUGAGAUCAUCGAUUUCUCCAAGGACAGGAAGAGUCAGAAGGGAGAGGAAGAGGUGGGAAAGGGCGGGAAAGGGAGGGAGGAAGAGAGGAGGAGCGGGAGGAGUUCAGCUGCCGUAUCAUGGGAGGAUGCGACUGACGUUGAGAUCCUCAUCAGCCUUGGGUUUCACGAGGAAGCGUCGCAAUCUGCCCUGCAGGCCUGCGAUGGCGAAGUACAAAACGCCCUGAACCAUCUCCUCUGGGAGCAGCAGCAGGGAGGAGGAGGAGGAGGAGAGGGAGAGGCAGAGAGCAUCGCAGAGGAAGCGGAGGAAGAGGCCCAGGCGCUUUCCUCCAUCUUCGGCGAGAACUUUUUCGCUGAAAAUGGAGAGUGGAGGGUCAAGGUGGAUGGAGCUCUCGGUGGGAGGAUCGAGGGGCUCGAGCUGAGCAUAUCCUUGCUGGGUUCCAGUUAUCCUCAUUCUCCUCCUCGUCGCAUCCUCGUCAGGGGCCCGACGACGCCCAGGGCCCACCAGGUCUGGAUGAGCAAGGAGCUGUUCGACCUGUCCUCCCGCAGCGUCGGAGGGCCCGUCGUCUUCGACCUCGUGAGCUGGUUGCAGUCCGACGAGCCUCUUGCGAUCCUCCCUGCUCGCCAGGAGGAACUGAGCUCCCUGCUCUCCUGCCGUCGGUCGCAACAGGAGGCGGACGACCUGUCGGAGGUGUCGACGGAGGGCUCAGCCGAGGGUUCCAGGGGCGGCUCGUCGACGAGUGUUGUCAAGGUCAAGUCAUCGUCCGGUCCGUCGAGAAGUUCCGCGCAGAGAGGAGGACGCGAGCAAGCGCUCAAUGCGGAGCAGGUGAAGCAGGUGUCCUUGUUGAUGAAGGAGCAAGAGGAGAAAAAGAAGUCGUCUCCUGCCUGGUGCAAGCUCCAGGACAAGAGGAGAAGCCUGCCCGCAUGGAAAGCGCGAGAGGAGAUUAUCGAGAAGCUGUCAAAGAACCAAGUCCUUAUCAUCUCCGGUGAAACAGGAUGCGGGAAGACGACGCAGGUUCCUCAGUUCAUCCUGGAUGACCUGAUCGAGCGUGGAGGAGGAGGAGGAGCAAACAUCAUCUGCACUCAGCCCCGUAGGAUCUCAGCUCUCGGGGUUGCUGAGCGUGUGGCGCAAGAAAGAUGCGAAGAUGUUGGGGGAAGCAUCGGAUACCAGAUCAGGUUGGAAUCCAAGCGAUCGCGUCAAACUCGUAUGCUCUUCUGCACAACAGGAAUUUUGUUGAGGAGGAUGGCGGAAGAUCGCGAGCUCUCCGGCGUCUCCCACGUGAUGGUGGACGAAGUGCACGAAAGAUCAGUCGACAGCGACUUCCUCCUCAUCCUCCUCCGCCGGCUCAUCAGAAAGAGGAAAGACAUCAAAAUCAUCUUGAUGAGCGCGACGCUCGAUGCUCACAAGUUCUGUAAAUAUUUCGACGAUGCCCCAGCCUUCACAUUCCAGGCUUCACUUUCCCUGUGGAAGAGUUUUUCCUCGAGGAUUGUUUCCGCAUCACCGGCCAGCUCAUCGGCCGUGGUGUCAGAGCCCGCGGACGAGAGGCCCUACGACCCCAACGGCAGGCUGACCGACGUCGAGAUUUCCAUGCUCAACGUCGACGAAAGCAAGAUCAACUACGAGAUGAUCGAGCUCCUUCUGCUCCACAUCUCCUCCUCCUCCGCCAAAGACUCGAAGCAGGACGGUUCGGUCCUCGUCUUCCUCCCCGGCAUGGGAGAGAUUCAAAGGGCGCACGACACGCUGGUCGACAGCUCCCGCCUGCGUCAGGUCGGAAAGUUCUGGUUCAUCCCGUUGCACUCGUCCCUGCCCUCCCUCGACCAGCUGAAGGUCUUCGAAAGACCUCCUCCUGGCGUGAGAAAGGUCAUCCUCGCCACCAACAUCGCAGAGACCUCCAUCACCAUCGACGACUGCUCCUACGUCAUCGACUGCGGGAGGAGCAAACAGGUUGCCUUCGACGCUGAGACCGGGCUCUCUCGUCUCCUGGAGGACUGGAUAUCCCGAGCUGCCGCGCAGCAGAGGAGGGGGAGAGCAGGGAGGGUGAGGGAGGGCGUGUGCUACCGGCUCUUCUCCCGCCGCCUCUUCCAUCGCAUGCCGGAGCAGCAGCAGCCUGAGAUCCAUCGCGUGCCCCUAACAGGCCUCUGCCUGCAGAUCAUGGAGAUGCAACUCGGAUCUGCCGCUGCGUUCCUGCGAGAGGCCCUCGAUCCUCCGUCCUCCAAGUCGAUCGAGCAUGCCAUGGACACGCUCUACGGCGUCGGGGCGAUUCAGGGGGGAGAGAAGGGGAAGUGGCUAGAGCAAGGAGCGCUGUGGCGGCUGACGCAUAUGGGAGAGCACUUGGCCAAGGUGCCGGCAGACGUCCGUCUGGCUCGCAUGCUCAUGUUCGGUGCCGUGUUCGGAUGUGUCGAUCCUAUCCUCACUGUGGCCGCUACCAUGACGAGCAAGUCGCCGUUCCUCGUCCCCUUCGACAAGCGGGAGGAGGCCAUGAAGAGGAAGCAGAGCUUCGCCCACCCGCGGGACAAGUCGGACCACCUCCUCUUCAUCCGUGUGUUCGAUGAGUGGACCAAGGCGAGGAGGCGAGGAGCCAAGGAGGAGAGGCUCUUCUGUCAGACCAACUUUCUCUCGUCCUCCUCCUUGAACACCAUCUCCGAUCUCCGCGAGCAGUUCCGCGAGCUUCUCUCGGACGCUGGGUUCAUCCAUUCGCGCGCAAACAGCAGGGUUCGCAACAUGCUCACCUACCAGCUGGACGCCUCCUGCAACUCCAAUUCCGACAACGUCCGCCUGCUGCGAGCUGUGAUCGCUGCUGGACUCUACCCCCACGUCAUCCGCGUUCAGCUCCCGGAGACCAAGUUCGUUGAGCAAGCGGCGGGCGCCAUCGCACGUGCGGCCACGGCCAAGGAGCUGAAGCUCUACACGGAGAAGGACGGGAGAGUUUUCCUGCACCCCUCCUCCAUCAACUUCUCUGAGGGAGACUUCCUCUCUCCAUGGCUCGUGUACCAUGACAAGCAGGCUACCUCCAAGGUUUUCAUCCGAGACUCAAGCAUGGUGACUCCCUACGCUCUCGUCCUCUUUGGCACAGACCUCCGCAUCCUUCACGCUGCUGGGCACGUCUAUGUCGACGACUGGAUCAAGUUCCGGGCCCCGGCGCGUCUCUCAGUCUUCCUGAAGUACCUCCGAAGGCUCCUGCAGGAGGCUCUAGAUGACAAGCUCAGGAAUCCCGAGGCGGACAUCUCCGACCAUCCGGCCGUCUCUCUGCUCAUGGACUUCCUCGAGUUUGAGUGA
Messenger RNA from Guillardia theta CCMP2712, 4362 nucleotides. RefSeq lists its product as hypothetical. Gene Ontology annotation, cellular component: intracellular anatomical structure. The coding region runs from base 1 to 4362 and encodes 1453 amino acids. The record is from RefSeq and is a predicted model, not a curated record. NCBI's taxonomy places the organism in Eukaryota, Cryptophyceae, Pyrenomonadales, Geminigeraceae. Gene Ontology annotation, molecular function: ATP binding; RNA binding; protein binding. The transcript is spliced from 10 exons.